GCCCUAAUUUGGAUAGGGUUUUGCAGUUAUGAGUUCGAAGGAUUCUCUCGGCAAAGAUGAUCGCAGAAACACCUCAAUCCAUGCAGAUUUUGAUUACAUCGACACUCAACCAUUCGAAACCUCUUCGCCCUCUUGUGGGGAUCAUGGUGAUAACGAAUGGCGAUACUUAGAAGACACGGUGCCUAUCGACGACGAUGACGAUGCAUUGGAAACUCAAGCGGUUAACCUUGCCGGUGAAACUCAGGUCAUGGAAAUUGCCGGUGAAACUCAGUCGUUGGAUGAUACUGACAGUAACACCCAGUUAUUGGAUGAAGGGUCGGAAUCGGAUAGAACUCGAGUUUUGGAGAAUGAUGAAGAUGAUGAUGAUGAUCCUCAAUGCAGAGGGGAGAGCAAGGAGGUUUUGGGUGAAUCCUCUUGUGGACAUGGUGACAAGACUGGUCCUGUUAUUAACAGUUCUGGUUCGAUGCCACCCCGGUUUACUUCUAUCCGUGCAGAAUUUUUGCGGGAAGCUUCUUUUGCUGCUCGCAAUAUGGCUUUGAAACAAAGCCAGGAUAAGACCAAUUCUGUCAUGGGUAUGAGUCAAUUUUGUCAGGAACCAGUGGCUGUAAAGGAUAAUGGGGAAUCCUUUCCUAGAUGUUCUGAGGAGGUUAGGGAAGUUGAUCAGGAGUAUGAUAAUGGGAAAUACAGUGUGGAAACUGAGGGAUUCAAGAACAAAAAUAUAUUCAAGGUUGCUAGCUCGGCAGUGAGAAAACUUUUCAGUGAUGAUUUACCUGUUGAAACAAAUGGACAGUCUCAUAGCAGCAAUGAUCUUAAUGAAGAAGAUGACUUGGACAAGUUGCCUAUCUACCAUGGUGAGUUGGCAGGAUUAAGCUAUGCUAACUCUCAAGAACCUGGAGAGUUUUCACAGGCCAAUGCUCUUGAUGUUGUUGAUAGGUUUCUCAAAGAUAAUAUUAUAGAGUUUGAUCAAGAAACUAACUGUGUUAAGAAUAGGGAGGAAAAUUUAAAAUCCCUUCCCAGUACAAAAGGGCAACAAAGUUUGGCGAAGAUAGUUAAUGAUAGAGACAAAGCUAGAAAAAUUGGGAUUUAUGACUGGGAUGAUAGCCGGGAGGAUGAAGGUGGGGGAGAUAUAUUUAAAAGGAGAAGGGAAGAUUUUUUUGAGGGUGGAACUCAGAGGCCAAGGUCUUUGCCAGGAUUUCAGAAGAUCAAAGUGCGCAAAUCAAAUGUUGUUAAGGAUGAUGAGGAACUUUUAAGUGUCCCUAAUAAAAGAAAGACUGCAGUUCACUCUGAUUCAAGACUAGGGAUGCAUAAUCUGAAAGUAAGGGAUAAUACUAUACAAGAAGCAACAAGAAAAUUAAAAAGGAAUCUUGCUAAUGAAUUGGAUGAUCAAUUUGACAACACCAAUUGCCCUAGAGGAGAGAUGGAACCAAAUGCUCAUGCAGAUGUGCAGGAAAUAAUGGAUGUAGGUUUUGAUACUCAAAUGGCUGCUGAAGCUAUGGAAGCCUUAUGCCAUGCUGAGAAUAUUGUUGAUCAUGUUGCUAAUAAUGCGACUCAUGUUGCUGGAAGUAGUUUAUCUGAUCAGCUUAAUAACUUUUCCACUGGAAGAGUGGGGCCAGAUACAUCAAAGGAAUGUUCGGGACAGUAUGACAAGAAAAGGAAAGUCAAUGUUAAAUCAGAUUUGCAAACUUCAGGUUUAUCAAAGAAAUGUGCUAAAGAAGUCAGACAGUGCAAAAAAGACAAUAUGAUGAUAAGAUCAAAGAGGAGGAAGUUAAAUGCAAGAAGCAAUCAAACCUCCAGUGCUAAUGAAAAUGGUAGAAUAGUCUCAUCUCCAUUAAUUGAGCAAAGAAAGUUAGCAGGAGCUUUGAAAAGACGUCAGCAUCAUGAGUUGAAUAAUCCUGAAAGCCAUGACAGAGGAAGUGGAAGGAGUAUAGUUAAAGAAAGGCAAUUACAGGGUGAAGUUUGUCAUUUUACGCCGAUUGCCCGUAGAACUAGACAAUCCUCAGCAGUAAAGCAAUUGAUCAAUCCUGAUACACCAUCCAAUAGUUUGAGAGAAGGGGAUAUAGGUAUUGGUACCCUGGAGAAAAGUAGUGGAGUUGGCCUACAUUCAUCUAAAGCGUUGAAUCCUAAAUAUACUCCUGGGUCUUCUGAUCACUUUAAAGUGGAUGAUAGUACCAAAUUGUGUCAACCUGAGAAAUUGGCUCCAAAGGCAGGUGCUGUUAGUGUUAGUAAUGACGUUGAAAUGGAUAAAUUAGUUUGUCGUAGAAGGAGAUCUCUUAGGAUUAGGAAGUUGUCUAAUCACGAUAAAGGAUCUGAGAAGUUAGUUGGUUCAUCUAAACCAUCUGCGGAAUCUGAAGAGAUUGGGAAAUCUACUGCUGGGAAGAGACAAAUGAGGAGAGAUAAAAUAAAUAAAGGGGAAAUUCCUAUUUGCUGUGAUGUUAUAAAUGAGAAGGAUGCAAAUCUGAAUUCAGAUAAGAAGAAUAAUGCACAUGUCCGGUGGUCUACUAAUAAUUUUGAAGUCACCAGUUCAGAUGAAUCGCCAAGAGAGAGGUACAAUUCCUCUGAUUUGGCUUCUGCAGCUCCAGCUAAUUGUAAGAUGCCAAUGAAUGAUGCAUCACCUGUUUGUAUGGGCGAUGGUUAUAACAAACAUUCAUACAAUAGAGAACUUCGUAGAUUAAGUGCCAGUAGACCUGAAUUAAUUACCCCAUCUAAAGAUUCAAGGAGGAGGAAGGAUAUGACUGAUGUUCGAAUUCUGUACAGCCACCACUUAGAUGAAGAUGUUAUUAAGCGUCAGAAGAAGAUUUUAGCACGGCUUGGAGUUUCUGUAGCAUCCUCCAUUGCAGAUGCAACACACUUCAUAGCUGAUCAAUUUGUGCGUACAAGGAAUAUGUUAGAAGCUAUUGCUUUUGCUAAACCAGUGGUCACACACUUAUGGAUUGAGAGCUGUGGACAAGCUAGCUGUUUUAUUGAUGAGAGAAAUUACAUUUUGAGGGAUGCCAAAAAGGAAAAGGAGUUUGGUUUCAGCAUGCCAGUGUCCCUAGCACGUGCAUCCCAGCAUCCACUUUUAGAGGGUCGAAGAGUAUUGAUCACCCCAAAUGCUAAACCUAGUAAAGAGAUUAUUUCAAGUUUAGUGAUUGCAGUUCGGGGCCAGGCGGUGGACAGAGUCGGCAGAUCUGCUUUGAAAGACCAUAAAAUUCCAGAUGAUCUACUGAUCGUAUCUUGUGAAGAAGAUUAUGCCUCUUGUGUGCCUUUUCUGGAAAAGGGGGCAAUGGUGUAUAGUUCAGAACUAUUGUUGAAUGGCAUAGUUACUCAGAAGCUGGAGUAUCAAAGGUAUAGUCUUUUUGCAGACAAUGUGAAGAAAACCCGUUCCACCGUAUGGUUGAAAAGAGAUGACAUAACAUUUAUUCCUGUGAAUAAAUGUAAAUAGAGUUGUUUGUCUUUUACUUAUUUUUCCUCGUGAUCAUCUGUAGAUUAGUUCAUAUGAAAAUAUCUUCCAUUCCAUGUCCAAACUUUUUUUUUUUAAUUUAUAUAUUUGUCAUGUAUAAAAGUUUGUAAGAUGUUUUCUCACAUCCUUUUGCAUGUAC
Gastrolobium bilobum is the source of this 3578-nucleotide messenger RNA. RefSeq lists its product as uncharacterized. The transcript has 8 exons. NCBI's taxonomy places the organism in Eukaryota, Viridiplantae, Streptophyta, Magnoliopsida, Fabales, Fabaceae. The record is from RefSeq and is a predicted model, not a curated record. Bases 29 to 3421 code for a protein of 1130 amino acids.